Molecule: messenger RNA, 561 nt
Organism: Aspergillus fumigatus Af293
Lineage: Eukaryota; Fungi; Ascomycota; Eurotiomycetes; Eurotiales; Aspergillaceae
Exons: 1
Coding region: 1-561 (186 amino acids)
Source: RefSeq, a predicted model, not a curated record
AUGAUCAGUGGCGUCUUCGACACUUCAGUCUCCCAAACGCUUUACCUCUUCAUUGAUGCAAAGACCGAUGGACAUGAGACCUUCAAGGCUGUGAUUGAUGCCUUGGAACCACUACGUAAACAUGGUUAUUUGACGACUCUGAAGAAUAACAGGACCAUCACCAAUGGGCCCAUUACUGUGAUUGGCACAGGCAACACGCCUUAUGAUAUGGUUGCGCCUGUCGCAAACCGAGACUACUUUUUUGAUGCUCACCUCGAGUCCUUGAACGAGCCUGAGAAUGCCGGCAUCACAGACCUGAUCUCUCCCAUCGCGUCUACAAGCUUUGCGCGUGCCAUUGGCACAGUUUCGGAGGGCGAUUCUGAAGCGAUCUUGACAGAGAAGCAGCUUAGUACUCUCCGCUCGCAAAUCGCGACCGCAAAGGAAAGGGGCAUUGGAGCAAGGUAUUGGGAGACGCCCAGCUAUCCCAUCAGGACCCGUAAUUCGGUCUGGAGAACUCUGCUGAAGGAAGGUGUUGCGCUCCUGAAUGCCGAUGACCUCGAAGCUGCGGCCGGUUAUUUCUGA